Molecule: messenger RNA, 1032 nt
Organism: Penicillium daleae
Lineage: Eukaryota; Fungi; Ascomycota; Eurotiomycetes; Eurotiales; Aspergillaceae
Product: twinfilin
Exons: 4
Coding region: 1-1032 (343 amino acids)
Biological process (GO): actin filament depolymerization; barbed-end actin filament capping
Cellular component (GO): cytoplasm; actin filament
Molecular function (GO): actin filament binding; actin monomer binding
Source: RefSeq, a predicted model, not a curated record
AUGCAGUCAGGAAUUACAGCUUCAACAGUCUCCUCGGAGCUCCACGAUGCCUUCAACCGCUUCACCUCCGACCCCUCAAUCUUCUGCCUCCCCGUCACCAUCACAGCAGAAAGCCUAACCCCCCUCACCACAAUCCCCUUCACUGGCUCCCCCACCACCCCAGAUGCAUUCUUCUCCUCGCUCUCCCAGAUCUCCUCGAUCCUGCAGCCCAAGACCCCAAUCUACCUGCUUCUCCGCCGCCCGCUCGCGGCCAAGACCGUCCUCGUCGCAUUGACCUACAUCCCCUCCAAUGCACCCGUUCGGCCCAAGAUGCUCUUCGCCUCGACUCGCUCCACCCUGGUGCGUGAGCUGGGCACCGAGAAGUUCGAUGAUACUGUCUUUGCUACGGAGGAGCAGGAGAUCGUCGGACGGGAGGCCUGGUCGGAGCGUGAUGGUGAUAAGGCGGGCGUGGGUCGUGAGGCGCUGAUGGGUGAGAAGGAGCGUGAGUUGGAGGCUGUUCGGCGCGCGGAGGCUGAAGCUCGGAAUGGGACGCCGCAGAGAGAUAUUGGUAUUGGGGGUACGUUUGGGCCUGGGACCGGUUCGGGCAUGAGAGUGUCUAUGCCCGUUGACGAGGCGGCCAAGUCGGCUUUGAAGGAGCUGGCAGACGGUGGUCUGGUGCAAUUGACUGUAGAUAUCCCCACCGAGACUAUCAUCCUCGCCGACAAGCAGUCUGAGGUUCAACCCGACUCCGUUGCCACCCACAUCUCCUCCACUUCGCCUCGGUAUUCCUUCUACCUUUACCCCAGCUCGGACGUGGUCGUGUUCAUUUACACGUGCCCCACGGGAUCGUCCAUCAGAGAGCGCAUGCUGCACGCCAGUUCGCGGAGGAAUGCUAUCACGGUCGCCGAAGGGGAAGGACUCAAGAUCACGAAGAAGAUCGAGGCUUCCGGACCGGACGAGAUCACUGGGGAGCGGUUGAAGGAAGAGGUGUACCCGGCACAGGAUUCAGGCCCUGCUCGGGGUUUCGCUCGCCCCAGACGUCCAGGCCGGUAG